AUGGAACUUCUGGUGUUCCAUUCCAUUCGAAUGAGCGUGGUGCUCAGCGUGCGACCUCCCCUGCCCAGCGUGGGACCUCCCCUGCCCAGCGUGCGACCUCCCCUGCCCAGCGUGCGACCUCCCCUGCCCAGCCAUAACACAUCAGGAAAUACCCAGGCUGAGUUAACAUCUCUGUACCAAGGACUGCUGGCUGCUGAAGAACAGGCAGUUCAGAUAUCCAAGGAACUCAGUGGGAUUUUGGACAACCUCAGACAUCUCAACAGGGUUGAGAACUCCAGCAUGCUGACAGAAGGUUAUGUGCAGAGCCGUCCACAGAUGACCAUCCUUUCACACUUGCCCAAUGCUUACCUCUACCUGCGCCACCUGAAGGGCCGUGAGGACAACCUGGUACCCAAUGUGCUUCUCGGAAAAGGGAGAAAAGGAGUGUCCUUGGUGUUGGGCAUUCCCACGGUGAAACGGGAGAAGCAGAUGUACCUGGAGAGCACACUAAGCUCGCUCUUCUACGACUUAACCCCAGAGGAACAUGCCGACAUUGUCGUCAUCGUCUUUGUGGCGGAGGUUGACACUGCAUAUAUUACCAAUGUGACUGAAAGCAUAAAGGUGACCUUCCCGGCUUAGGUCAAGUCUGGUCUUCUGGAAGUCGUGUCUCCUCCUCCGUCUUUCUACCCCAACUUCAACGAUCUCAAAGAAACCUUCGGCGACACCAGAGAGAGAGUAAAGUGGCGAACGAAACAGAACCUGGAUUUCAGCUUCCUGAUGCUAUACGCUCAGUCUAAAGGAUCUUAUUAUGUGCAGUUGGAAGACGACAUUGUUGCGAAACUUGGCUAUUCUACGACGAUGAAGAACUUCGUAAGUCAGCAGACCUCUCAGGACUGGCUGGUGUUGGAGUUUUCGCAGCUGGGAUUUAUUGGCAAAAUGUUCCGAGCCUCAGAUAUUCCAGUGCUGGUGGACUUCAUUCUGAUGUUCUAUAAGGACAAACCCAUCGACUGGCUCCUGGAUCAUUUUCUGUGGGUGAAAGUGUGCAACCCUGAAAAGGAUGUGAUGCACUGUAACAGAGAGAAGGACAGCGUUAAGCGUCAGUACAAGCCCUCUCUCUUUCAACACGUGGGACUCCAUUCCUCACUGCCUGGGAAGAUCCAGAAUUUGAAGGACAAGGACUUUGGGAAUCAAAUCCUGUUCAAAAGCCACCGCAACCCCCAUGCAGAGCUGACAAGUAGCCUGAGUGUCUACCAGAGCCACACACUGCAACGGGCCUACCUGGGAGUGGACUUCUUCUGGGGGCUGACCCCGGCGGCAGGAGACUACAUCCUGAUCAGUUUUCUUCAGCCGCAGACUGUGAAAGGCUACCUAUUUCGUAGUGGAAACAUCGAGACAAAUGGAGACAAGUUUUACAACACCACGGUGGAAGUUCUCCCUAGUGACAAUAUCGACCAAAGGAUGCUGUCCAAGGAUGGCUUUGUUGUAAUAGGUUCUUUUGUGAAUGGACUAGCAGAAGGAACGAUUGAAUCACCUUUACAGAGGAUUUCUGCAAUGCGGCUUCUCAUUCACACUGACUCUGACUUCUGGGUGCUUCUCAGUGAGUCCUCAUGAGCUUGGGAUGUCUGAUGACCAUCCAGCCGGCCCAGAAUCCAUCAGGAG
This is a messenger RNA of Paramormyrops kingsleyae, 1638 nucleotides long. Lineage: Eukaryota; Metazoa; Chordata; Actinopteri; Osteoglossiformes; Mormyridae. The record is from RefSeq and is a predicted model, not a curated record.